GGCACCAACUGCGGGGCAAGAUGGAGGCUCUGAUCCUGGAACCUUCUCUGUACACAGUCAAAGCCAUCCUUAUCUUGGACAAUGAUGGAGAGCGGCUCUUUGCCAAGUACUAUGAUGAGACCUACCCCAGCGUCAAGGAGCAGAAGGCUUUUGAGAAGAACAUUUUCAACAAGACCCACCGGACUGACAGUGAGAUUGCCCUCUUGGAAGGACUGACUGUGGUGUACAAGGGCAGCAUCGACCUCUACUUCUAUGUGAUUGGCAGCUCCUAUGAAAACGAGCUGAUGCUCAUGGCUGUCCUGAACUGCCUCUUUGACUCUUUAAGCCAGAUGCUGAGGAAGAAUGUUGAGAAGCGAGCACUGCUAGAGAAUAUGGAGGGCCUUUUCCUUGCUGUAGAUGAGAUUGUGGAUGGAGGGGUGAUUCUGGAGAGUGACCCUCAGCAAGUGGUACAUAGAGUAGCAUUACGGGGUGAAGAUGUCCCCCUUACGGAGCAGACUGUGUCUCAGGUAUUGCAGUCAGCAAAGGAACAGAUCAAGUGGUCGCUGCUUCGGUGAAGACUCCAUUGCCCCCUGCUCCCUUCCCCAAGCCAUUUGUUUACUGUGAUGCCCCUCAACCCUCUUGCACUGGACUGAUUAUCUCAGGGCCCCUUCAGGAUGAAUGAUAGGGGCCCUUCUCUCCAUUCUUCUCCCCACUUUUCUCUGCCUUCCCUCUCCUGUCUUUGUCUUCUUCCCAAAAUUAUCCUGAAGACAAAAAAAAAGGAUUGAACUAAGAGCGGGGUUAUGGCCUUCCCGGCUUUCUCAUCUCCACUAUCUCGUUCAAGCAGUGAGGUUCCUGGAAGUGGCUUAGGCCCUAGCAGAGCUGAGAACAGAACAGGGGGACCCCCAGCAUGUACCCCUAGAUCAAAGGUUUAGGGAGUUGUGUCCUGGCCCUGAGCCCAAACAGGGAGGACAAAAAUCCUACCCAGAGGCCCCCAGAUUUUUAUCAGGUUCUCAUUGUUUCCUCUUAGUCCUGCUUACUAUCCCAGCCUUCCAAAGAAAGAAAAACAGCUUAGGGAGACAGAGGCAAGACAGCUGCUGCCUGACAACUCUUAAUUGUGAUAGGAGCAGGGUUUGGGGAAACAGGGUGCAGGAGAGGCAGAUACCACCUUUCCUCAGUUACUCUCUCUAGCUCUCCCCAUCCCCAAUUCCAGGCCUGAUUUAUAGACCUAAACUAUUCUGGAUCCUGGGAGAGAGUGCAUCUUGGGGGUGUCUGUUGUCUAUUCAAUCCCCCUAAAUCUUCAUUCUUUCCCAGAAUAGGGUCUUGGACACCAUGUUCCCCUCAUUCUAGGACAGAGCCAGUCUCCAGGUCCUGGAAGACUGGUUUUCUGCCUAGAAUGGGGGGGGGGGAAGGGGACUGGGUUUAUGGGCUCCCCUCGCCCCCCCCCCAGCCCUGCACGUGUGAGAAGUGGGCAGCAGGAUCUGGGCUCCUAGACUGGCACCUGGGAGCCUCGGGUUUGGGGUACGGUGAGGAUCUCUCCUAGGACACCAGAGGGGGCAGGCUUGGAGCUCUCCCCUGCCCUUAAAUCAGAGCGCCCUUCCUGCCCUACAUCUACUGCCCCUUAGGCUGGCCUCUGCCCUAACGCUGCCCACAGGCACAUGACUGGAAAGAAGACCUGGAGGAAGGGAUGGGGGGACUGCCCAGGGACCCCACUGCACCAAGGCUGGGAAUAAAGCGUCUUGUUUUCUCAA
Gracilinanus agilis (Agile Gracile Mouse Opossum) is the source of this 1727-nucleotide messenger RNA. RefSeq names its product COPI coat complex subunit zeta 1 (gene COPZ1). NCBI's taxonomy places the organism in Eukaryota, Metazoa, Chordata, Mammalia, Didelphimorphia, Didelphidae. The record is from RefSeq and is a predicted model, not a curated record. The transcript has 9 exons. Gene Ontology annotation, cellular component: COPI vesicle coat. Gene Ontology annotation, biological process: intra-Golgi vesicle-mediated transport; retrograde vesicle-mediated transport, Golgi to endoplasmic reticulum; intracellular protein transport. The coding region runs from base 21 to 554 and encodes 177 amino acids.